Helianthus annuus (common sunflower) is the source of this 1137-nucleotide messenger RNA. Its product is annotated as SH3 domain-containing protein C23A1.17-like. The transcript has a single exon. NCBI's taxonomy places the organism in Eukaryota, Viridiplantae, Streptophyta, Magnoliopsida, Asterales, Asteraceae. The record is from RefSeq and is a predicted model, not a curated record. Bases 1 to 1137 code for a protein of 378 amino acids.
AUGUCAUCUUCUUUUGAGAGUGGAGUAUCGAACACGAUAGAGCCUAUGGCCAUAGUCUCAGAUGACGAGAUAGCCACAGACCCUGAGGUUUUCACUUCAGACACUACGAGCAGCGACGAUGAUGACUUUCAUCCCUUUGCUUUACCAGAUUUUGGAGAUGACAUACCUAUAGCUGAUGGUUUUCAUGACGGGGAUCUACUUCUUGUCCCGAUCCCUGCUCCUUUUCCUCUUGCUGCAUUUCCUUUGGAGGAUCUGCCUCUUGAUGAUAUGUUUGACGACGACAUCGAUCUCUUUAUCGAGGGUCCCCCUGAGGAUGCCCAGGAUGGCGGGGCUCCGGUUGAUAAUAACGUCGCUAUUCCGCUUGCAGAGAUUCCAGUCGAUGAUGACGUUGUUGUUCCGCUUGUCGAGAUUCCAGUCGCUGAUAUCAUUGCUGUUCCGUUGGUCGAGAUUCCUGUUGUUGAGAUCUCAUCUGACCAUUCAAGUCCUGACUCAUUCGAGUCCGUAUCAUCUGCUACUUUACACGCAUGGGGCGUGCAACAUUAUCCCACUAAUACUGAUUCCGACACAGCGAUGUCUGCCGCACCUAUCUUUCCACACGACUUUGACCCUGAUCAUGAGAUUGAGUUUGUACCUGACGAGCCACCUUUUGAGGCACCUAUCAUUCCUGAUGAUCAGCUCUUUGAUAUACCCGCUGAUCUUGAGUAUGCUCCAGCUGACCCUGAGCCUGAGAUUGUACCAGAGCCUAUACCUGCUCACGACCCUCUACCUGUGCAUGACCCUAUCCCUGCUGAUGUACCUAUUUCUGCACCACCUUUGCCUGACCCGAUCCCUGUACUUGUUGAUCGUGCUCCUUUUGCUACCCAUGUAGACCCCAGAUAUGUUCACACCCGCAAUGGGUGGAUUGAGGACGACGACGACUAUCCUCCUUUUGUUCGACCACUUAUUCCCCCACCUGCAUCUACCCAGGCACCCGUUGAUAUCGCCCCAUUUCACCCACAUGAGUCCGACAUUCACCGCACAGAUCUACCAGUCACAUUCCUUCAGGAUAUCCUUCCUCUCCAUCCAGGGGAAGGACCAUCGAGUCAGCAGCCCAGUCAGAUACCUUCUGUGUCAGCAGCCGAUCAUUUCAUGCCAUAG